Cydia strobilella is the source of this 8643-nucleotide messenger RNA. Its product is annotated as choline/ethanolamine kinase. The transcript is spliced from 9 exons. Gene Ontology annotation, molecular function: ethanolamine kinase activity; choline kinase activity. Gene Ontology annotation, cellular component: cytoplasm. The record is from RefSeq and is a predicted model, not a curated record. Gene Ontology annotation, biological process: phosphatidylethanolamine biosynthetic process; CDP-choline pathway. Lineage: Eukaryota; Metazoa; Arthropoda; Insecta; Lepidoptera; Tortricidae. The coding region runs from base 67 to 1497 and encodes 476 amino acids.
CAUGUCAGUGUCAGUUCCGUACAUUAAUUGUUUUUGGAUUUCUCCUACCGAAUUUAACUAGUUUCAAUGUCUUUUCCAAUUAGAAACCUAUCAAGAAAAGCGAAUCAAUGUUACAAAACCUACAAAGAUAUGACUAAAACCAGUUAUCGGAAACUGCAGAUGUGCGGUACGGAGGAAGAAAUGCGCGACGUGGCGGCGACGAUUUGCAGGAACUACCUGCAUGGAGCCUGGAAGACGGUGGAACCCUCGGAGCUGGACUUUAAGAGGAUCAGUGGCGGGCUGUCAAACUUCCUUUACUACGUGGCGCUGCCGGAUGACAUGUCCAAGGCCAAGCUCCGCGAGUCCAUGUCAGUGGAAGACACCAGCUACAUGGGCGGCGUCAUGAGCAGGUCGUUCUCUGGCGAGGAGCCUAAAAAGGUUUUGCUCAGGAUAUACGGACAGGUGCACGGGCAGCGGGCUAUGGACGCCAUCGUGACAGAAUCUGUCAUUUUCACACUGCUGUCAGAGAGGCGGCUGGGGCCCAAACUGUGGGGCGUGUUCUCUGGGGGAAGGAUAGAGGAAUACAUUCCUGCCCGAUCCCUUCUCACAAAAGAGCUUUCCGAACCGGCGUUAUCCAUGAAGAUUGCUGAAAAAAUGGCUGCGAUACAUUCCAUGGACAUUCCAUUGUCGAAGGAACCCAACUGGCUGUGGAAGACCAUGGGCAAGUGGAUAAAGACUGCUAAAGAAGAGAGACUCACGGGGAACGGCAAGAACGAAGAGGAAAACAACAUCAUUAAGCGGCUAAGAGCUGUGGAUUUUGAGAAAGAGGUGGAAUGGCUAAAGAAGUUUUUGUCGACAGUGGAUUCUCCCGUAGUCUUCUGCCACAACGAUUUGCAGGAGGGUAACAUUCUAUUGCUAGAAGACGUUCACACAGACGAAGAACCAACAUACAGACUACACUCAUACCAAGAAGACAGUCCCAGAAAAUCCUUCGACCCCCUCUCGCAGUACGAAGACGCGAACACAGUCGACUCCGAAUCCAGCCACAUUUCCGACUCAGGGGAACCGAAACUCGUACUGAUAGAUUUCGAGUACUGCGCAUAUAACCACAGGGGGUUCGACAUAGCCAACCAUUUCCAAGAGUGGGGUUAUGACUAUACGAACCCUGAGCAUCCUUAUUAUUAUGAGAAUCAGGAGAAUCAUCCGAAUUUGGAACAAAAGGAAAUAUUCAUCCGUGAAUACCUAAAGCACUACAACUACUACGCGAACGACGCGAAGGACGCAACGCCAUCUAUCGACGAUGUGAAUCAUCUGCUCAACGAAGUGGAUGCGUUCACGAUCGCGACGCAUCUCUUAUGGUGUCUAUGGUCCAUAGUCAACGCCAGUAAAAGCCAGAUCCCCUUCGGUUAUUGGGAAUUCGCCAUGACACGGCUCGAAUCGUACAUCCGGAUGAAACAGGAAGUGAAGAAAGAUAAAUUCGGACCACAGAAGAGAAAGAUCUGCGAGGUCGACAUAUGAGUGCAGUGCGAUACGCUUUCGGUAGAAUCCUUGGACGUUUGAUACUUAAAUAUGUAUAUAAUGUUCCAAUACCAGUAAGGCGACAAAAAAAUAUACCAAACUGUCCCCAUCUUUGCAUCAUAAAGGUCUCCAAUACUUGUCAUGAUUAAAUAAAAUAAGGGUUCCGUUUUUUCCCUUUGAGGUACGGAACCCUAAAAAAUCUUUGGAAACACGUUGGUAUAUUUUUUGAAAUCGACUGUUAUUUAUGAUUGGGUAUGUUACUAUAGGUGAAGAUAAAGCACAUUUGGAACGGUACCGACCGAACGCAUACAAACAUUCAGAGCGGUACUGACCUAACUCAAAAAAUCACCCUCAGAACGGUUCUGACCUAACUCAAAAAUCACCCUGAGAACGGUACCGAUCUAACUCAAAAAAUCGUGAAUUCAAGUUGAAAAACAUGGCACACUCGUUAAAUCGCCGUCUCCAAUUCUUGGGAUUAGGUUUCCCGGAGCGUAUUCCGAACACUUAGGAUGCAGCCGGAAAGGCGCUAAGAUGACGAAGGGGCUUCCGGUUGCAAGCUGUUUCUUCUUUCAUUUAAAUUAAUUAUUUUAGCGUAAGCGUUGGUAUUUUUAAUGCUCAACUUUUAUCAAAAUGGUCUAACUUUAAUUUAAAAAAAAAUCGGAUCGAAAAUUGCUCUCGAAGUUAUUCGUAAACGUGCUACAAGCCUCAUUUACCUAUUAAUCUUUUGUCUUAAUCUGUCAUUCUGACAUAUGUAUUCGUAAGAAAGGGAUAAAACACAAAUUAACUAAUCGAGACUUUGUACAGUUAGGGGGGGUUUAUCUUCCAAACCUCAAGUAGCUUGCUAAAAAUAAACUAAAAUAAUGAAAAAAGGACCUAAUUCAUAAUUAGUCCAACUGUAAUAAAAAAUAGAUGCAAUAGUGACUACCAAUUUUAAGUAAUAUUUUAUACUAUUAUUUAUAAAAAUAAAGUAUUUUUUUUAUUGUUUGAGAGAUCAAUAGUUAGGUAGUAAUUAUUUUCCAGUAUUUACAUGGCCAUUAACUUAAUUAUUUAAUUACUCUAGGAGAUAUAAUGAAAGAAACGUUACAAUGACUCUACUUCUAAUGUUAUAUUGCGGUUCCCUAAAAAGCUGCAAUUUUGUAUCAAGUGGAGUCCAGGCGGGAUGAUCAAAUCGACCGAUUUGAUCAGAAAUUAAAUUGGCGUCAAUCUCCAAUUUAAUCAUAAUCACCUAUUUUUGAUUUAUGGUGAUAUUUGAGCGUUCUAAAUUAAAAAAAAUCCCCCAAACGAAAAUACUAGCGUAACAAAUUCGUAUUCUUGCGUCACACCUCCAUUUUAUCGGUAUUAUCGGCCAUAAUCGGCGAGCCAAAUUGGCGUUUGCGUCCGCACGGCCUGAUUUGAUAGGACAACUUAAUCAGAUUAGCAAAAAGUUGUUCCGUCUGGACUGGGCUUUAGGUCGGUAUCGUUCUGGGUCAAUAUUAAAGAGAAUUAUCAAUAUGUGGUGCAAUAUGUCAACCAAAGCACAUAAAACUAUAGAAGGGACGUAAUUUUAUCUUAAUAAAUAUUUAAUACAAAUUACGUUUUUCAAAUCUACCAGUUCCAUCCAUUUUCUUUGGAGCUUAGAUCUCUGGUUUCAAAAUCGGCUUCCGCAACGCCAUCUAUUGAACGGAAGUAGUUAUUUUGUCCAGAGGUUAAGUUCUAAAUAUUACGGCUAGCCUAGUUGGAAGUGAGGGUCAAGUCACUUAGUUCACUUGCACGUGCUUAGACCUCUUGAGAAAAUAACUCAACUUUCGGUCAUUAGAUGGCGCUGUAUUAAUAUAAAGUUGCGUUCCACUAAUGUGGAACGCAACUUUGUAUAGACACAGUCACACACAUAUAAUAGACACAGACACAGUCGUCUUGUGUUACUCGUCUAUGGUUUAAUGCGAUAAAUAAAUAAAUAAAAUCACUUUAAUUCAGGCAAAGGUCCAUAGAAUAAUAAAAAUAGGAUAAACGCAGCGUUGAGCGCAUGCGAUCAACGGAAUGAAGGAAAAAUGUCAUUUUACAUUAGACAAUCUAAUAAAUGAUAAAUAAAUAAAAUAAAAAUCAUCUAUUUCGGACCACAGAAAUCCAUAACAGGUUAGUCGAACAUGCGGGAACUUAAAACUAUGUUAGAUACAAUUAAUUCAUAUCAUAAUCAAAUCUAAUGACAUUAUAUUGUUUUACGCGUUAAGCGCAUUGUCAACAAAUAAUAUGCGCUGUGUUUAUCGCAUAAAACAACAGCGCGGAUUUGAAAAAGUUUCAGAAUUUUUCUAUUGGUAUUUUAUCGUUAUUUAUAUCCAAGGUUUUAAGGACUAGCGUAUGUACAUAGGCCUUUGGUAAAAGACUAAAAGUUUGGUAAAUAGUGAAACUGGGAGUUUUUGUAUAUGUGAAAAGUCGAGUGAAAAUGAAAUUGCUAAUUUGGUUAGAAUUUUUAGGUUAGAUUUAUAUCACGCUUUUUAAUAAAACAUUCUUAUAUAAUCUGUUGGAGAACGUUUAAAUGUAUUAAUCAUUUCAUCACUUGUACUCCUCCAUUUAAAAUAAUAAAUCAAGUAUUAUUUCGAAUAUCUGAUAAUUAUAAUUAAAAAAUAGCAAAUUAGAUUUAAGUGUGCACAAACCAUACGAAUGUUACUACUCGUUUUAUAGGUUUUUAUGUACCAUGGACAUAACCAUAUGUUGUGUAAAUUAAAAUAUGUAAGAUUUGUCAAUGUUUUACUGAAAUAUGUAAAUAUCAUAAAGUCAUUGUUAGUUACAUUUAAAUUUAUCAGUUUCAACAUUGAUGUUAUCUGUGCGUCAAAAACAACGUUUUAGUUUUGCAUGUUUGUAUCAGGCAUAUAUGUACAAUAUUUCAUUACCUAAAUUUCAGAUACAAAAUCAUACUUCUUUCUUAAACAUUAUUUUAUUUGUGUAUUAUAAUAAUCUUGUUUUGCACUAGAUUUUUGCGUAUAGGAAGGUUAACUAUUGAAAUAUUUCUUUUUAGGUGAAAUUGUCCAAUAAAAGUCUGGUCCAUUUGUAGAAAAAACUUAGUUCCUUCUAUCGUAGUAGGAAUCAUGUGUUUUAAUAUUUUCACUAUUUUCCAUGCAAUAAAGUGAUUCUGAACCUAGUUCCAUUUUUUGUCUGUAAAAUAAGUAAUGUGAUCUUAGUACUUAAGUAUUAAGUUAGUACUAAAACGCUUGCAAAAAUCGCGUUUUAGAAAAAAAAGGACACAGUACAAAGAUUUUGUAACUUUUCCUAACUUGUAUAAAAAAAUAUCAUAAUCAUAGGGGACAUUUUCUAUGAAAAGGGAACUUAUUGUCGAUGGCGCUUACGCCGCACAGCGUCGCGCGGCAUUGUAUUUAUAUCGGAGUAUCGUUAAUAAUGGCGUAAGCGCCAUCGACAAUAAGGUCCCUUUUUAUAGAGAAUACCACAUAUUGUUUGUCGGAACCUUGUUAACCAUACCUUGUUAACCUUAGGUUAGUAAAGUCGAUAUUAAAAUAUUUGUUCGUAUACCUGUCACGACGAAUGAUAGGCCACUAUGGCCUUCAAGUAUCUUUUGGUCGGGCUUAAUUCAAAACAAAAUAUGUUUUGUAUGUUUUUACAAGCUUUUAUUUAACUUGCAAUGUACGGGCACAGAUUAUAUAAUACUAUACUAGGUACGGGUCAAAUCUUCCAAGUUAAAUUUGACCCACUUUCCGGUUUCCGAUGAAGCUGAAAAUUUGCAUAUACAAUGUCGGGUGACAAUGCAAUAUUAUGGUACCAUCGAGCUGAUCUGAUGAUGGAGACAGGAGGUGGCCAUAGGAACUCUGUGAUAAACAACGCGACCUAAUUGUGUUUGGGGUUUUUAGAAUUGUCUCAAUAAGUAUUAGUUGCCUGUGUUAAGAAAAGUACAGCCAAGUACCAAAACUAAAAUUUUUGCCAAAACUUAUUACAAUUAUAGGUGUUAUGGCAUACGCUGUCAAACUAACCUUCACACUUUCAAGUAAGGUUUACAUUAGUUCGCUUGCGUCCGUGACCAGUCUAUCCAGUCAGUGACGUUUUUGUUUAUGAGAUAAAGCGUUCAAAAGUUCAUACGCUAGAAACAUGACUAAAAAAAGAUUUUACAUCUCGAUAUAAAACUGAACUGUCAUGGGACCAUCAUUAGGCGCGAGAGCAGGCGUGGCUCACUCCGCGAUUUCGUCGCGUCGCUACAAGUACAUGCGGCCCACACCAAUUUUGGUGUUUAGCCAUAGUAGUUGCCGCGCACCGCUACGGAACGGACGCAUGCUCGCGCUUGCGCCACCUAGCGGUCAUAUCUGUCGUAAUAGACGCGUUUUGUUAGAGAGUGAACCUUCUGUACCUAGUACUAUUAUUUAUUCUGUGGCGAGCAGUCCACUAUUUAGCUAGUUUCCUUGGCAUUUUUCUCAAAUUUACAACAAUUGUGUCUGUUUUGCGUGAAAAACAAGCGUUACUUAAACCACCCCAGCUCCUGCACCAAGAAAAGUUUUCAGAGGCUAUUUUUUUUUUAUAUUUACAAAAAUGUUUGUAGGUAUAGCCUCGAUAGCCAAUCGGUAGCGGUUUUUGCAAUGUACAUUAUAGCAUUGUUUACACUACAUAUACACGAUGAGGAAACCGAAUAAUUUUAACAGCGUAUUCCUGAUCAUAGGUAUUUAAAGACUAAAAUGUCCUAUAAACUUUUCUGUAAUUUGCCUAGUUUCAGUUAAUACCAAUUAAAAAAAAAAAAGUUUAUUGUUUCAUAGUGCAAAACGCAUUUUUGAUGUCGAUGUUGCCACUGUGGGACGUAGUCUAAGUAACCUUACUGAUAGAUGUCAAAAAGUGACAAGUAACACUUUGUAAAAACUACGUUUUACGAAAAAAAAAGUAAAAGUCCAUUUUAAGUGACAAGUUUACCAAUAAUAUUUACUUAUUAUGUACAAAUACAUCUUAAAAAUUGAAAAAAAAAAAAGUAUUUUUUUUCUAAUUUGACCUACACUUAUUAUUUUUUUUCCUUCUUUUGGCCUCAGAAAAGCGUGGUUAAAAUCUUUCGGUUUCCUCGUGAACACCUUGUUUGUAUACAUGCAUAGGUACUAUGGUACAUCAUUGUGAUUAUGUCACACAUAUCUUAAAAGGGCACUUUAAUACCUUUAAAAUUACUAGCAUAAAAAAUGAGUGCCUUGGUGUUGCUAUAAAAAAGCUUAAUGUUAUACUAGAUUUUGUUUGAUUUUUGUUCUCAUAUCUUACUCCACUAUUCACGAAACUCGUGGUAAAAUAGUUAUUUGUGCAACAAGAGAGGAAAGUUGGUUUUUAUUGCGAGUGUUUAUUUUGAGUCCCGAGAAAGCGAAAGACUCAAAAACACGAGAUGUAAAAUAACUUUGCUCUCGUGUUGCACACAUAAUUUUUCACCGCAGUAGUGAGAACAUAUUAAAGGUUAAAAUGUAUUUCGAAUUACACAGAAUAAACAGAAAAAAAAAGUAUUAUAAUAUGUACGAUACGAUAAGAUACGAUACGAUACGAUACGAGACGAAACCGGACCGGACCGGACCGGACCGUACCGUACCGUACCGUACCGUACCAUAAAAAAAAUGUAAUAAAAGGCUACUUAUAAAUUAAAAAGCUACUUUGUUUCACUCCCUGGAGUGAGGAAAGUCGCACUUUCCUCACUCCAGGGAGUGACGAAAAUAAGCUUGUUCGAGCUGCUGAGGUGAAAAUAUGAUUUUCUCACCUAAACCUCAUCUAGUAUGAUAUAAGUAUUUUUACGCAUUGGUUUACAUUUUUGGAUCAUUCAAAUAAAUAUUCUUAACUCAUGAAAUAUCUAGGCACUAAUACAAAACAUGGUAAUUGCUAAUUAAGCCAAAAAUAAUAUCAAAGCAUAGCGAAGACUGUCCUAACUCCUAAUGUCCAUCCGAGCUAUUUGAGUUAGCAGAAAUAGGAUGCAAGCAAAUAAUUUGGUAGUUUACCCUACAAAUAGCACGAGUUUAAUAUAUACCCAGAACCAUACAUUUUCUUUACAAAUUAGAACCAAUUUUCCAUUUUUAUCUUAUAUCGGCAUCAGAAAUUACCCGGAUUAAGAGCUCAAAAUGAUCUCAUUAUGAGAAAAAAUUCUUACAUGUAGAUAUCACAUGUUAGCUUUAUUUUUAAAGCAUUUAGAAAUUACCGAAAAUGUUUAAAUUAAACAACAUGCAUACUGUAUAAGGCAGCUUAUGUAAGGAUUGAAAAAAGAAAGUAAAAUGUACAGUCGCCAUCAGAUAUAUCGGAGCGGCCGAGGUGCUCAAAAAUAUCUGAACACGCACCUAGCGCCUUGACAAUGAGGGCUAACGCGUAUUAAUUCGCCGCUAGGGGCGCUAGUGUAGAUGGUGGUCUUUUCCAUAGUUCGAAAUGUCAAAUGUCACUUGUCACUUCAAUGACUGACAGCUGUUCUUUAGUCUUUUGGACCACCAUCAGGACUUCCGCUUCGAGCGCCAUCUUGAUAGUUAGCAUCGUGAUUAAUUACUUUGUUUUUUGCUUAUUAAUAUUGUUUAAAGUGUAAUAUCGAUAGCUUAUUAUACAGUAAACUAAUGUGGUAGUGUGCAGUGAAUGGAGAAUUAAUUUUGAAGCGCGUUUAACCACCAUCUUGGAGUCAACGGCCGGUAGUCCACGUGCUUCUUGUAAAGACUAGCUAUCGAUUUACAAGAGCUAACAAAUCACCGUACACUGUCUUGUACAACCGUACAAUUUUUGUCGUUUGUAAACCUCUCAAUACCUUGAUACUGGCGAAAUAGUCCCACUGGGCUGAAGCCAUAAUUUUAAAAGAAGAAGAAGGACCACCAUCAACAGAGGCGCCAACUGGUGAGCAAAAAAACGAUAGCCCUCAUAGAGGCGUGUUCAGAUAUUUGUGAGCACCUUGGCCGCUCAUAUAUAUCUGAUGGCGACUGUACCUACAAACGCAAGGCAAGGUAACGCAAUAUGACCAUUUAUUUUGUAAAAAAAAAAUGAAAAUUAUAAUUUUAUAUGAAACAUAUUGCUAUGGUUUCUAAACCCAGUGAUAUUCGGUUUUCUGUUUAAUUUUAAUUUUCAUUGACAAAAAAUCGACUGUAUUUAUAUUAUAAAGUACUUAAGUUUUGUGAUAUAAAUAUAAAUAGUAGUAUAGGAAAUUGUAAUCUUAGCUAUUGAGAAAUUAUUAAAUAAAUAUUAUUUAAAACA